Messenger RNA from Dalotia coriaria, 3060 nucleotides. Its product is annotated as adenosylhomocysteinase-like 1. The record is from RefSeq and is a predicted model, not a curated record. The coding region runs from base 250 to 1842 and encodes 530 amino acids. Gene Ontology annotation, biological process: L-methionine cycle. Lineage: Eukaryota; Metazoa; Arthropoda; Insecta; Coleoptera; Staphylinidae. Gene Ontology annotation, cellular component: cytosol. The transcript has 10 exons.
AUCAAAAGCGGAUUAUUGCAGUGCGGAGCGGGUCGAGCUCGCUCGAAGUCGCGCAGCGAUCGCGGUCGAAUGUGGGUCGUCGACGUCGUCGGCUCCAAAUCGCUCAACUGCGCUCAACACUCGGCAAUCCAGUCAGCAGUCAAGUAGUCAACGCAGUGAGUUAUUGGUAUAAUCCUCGCGUGCGAAACAUUUCGAAUCUGUGGGCAGUUUCGAGCAGAUUUUGCGCUCGUUUCCGCCUAAUUCGCUCGAAUGUCCGAAAACAUCGAGGUGCACACGCUGCACUCGGCGAAAGCGAACAUGAUGGGCAUCUACGACAGCCCGGUGACGGACCCUGCGUCGGCGAACAAGGGCUUGGAGGGAGCGAAUAGCUUCGUUGGUCAAAGAAAAUUGGACAAUAAAACAUCAGGAGCUUUAAAGAAGUCCAGUCGGUAUCGGAGUCGUUCAUUAUCUGCAUCGUCAACAGACUCUUACAGUUCAACUUCUUGUACAGGAAGCAGUUCCGAAGAGGAUGACAUCUCGCCGCGUGAAAAAAUCCAAAAGAACACCGCAGGAAGUGUUGAUUUCUGUGUUCGGAACAUCAAUCAACAUUUAUUCGGUCGUCGUGAGAUUGAAAUUGCCGAGCAAGAGAUGCCUGGCAUUAUGGCGUUGCGUAAACGCGCCGGUGAUGAUAAACCGCUGAAAAACGCCAAGGUUAUUGGAUGCACGCAUAUAAACGCUCAAACCGCCGUCCUCAUCGAAACUUUGGUUGAUUUAGGUGCGAGUGUACGUUGGUCCGCUUGUAAUAUUUAUUCCACACAGAAUGAAGUUGCAGCUGCAUUGGCAGAAGCAGGUUAUCCAGUGUUUGCUUGGCGUGCGGAAACAGAAGAAGAUUUCUGGUGGUGUAUUGAUAAGUGUAUCAACGCUGAGAACUGGCAGCCGAAUAUUAUCCUUGAUGAUGGCGGCGAUGCGACACAUUUAAUGCUUAAAAAGUACCCGGCUAUGUUUAAAAUGAUCAAAGGUAUUGUUGAGGAAAGCGUCACAGGUGUUCAUCGUCUCUAUCAGUUAUCCAAAGCCGGAAAAUUGAGUGUACCGGCUAUGAAUGUCAAUGAUUCAGUCACAAAGACCAAGUUUGAUAACUUAUACAGCUGCAGAGAGUCAAUUAUUGAUAGUUUGAAGCGUUCGACGGACGUAAUGUUCGGCGGUAAGCAAGUGGUGGUGUGUGGCUACGGUGAGGUGGGUAAGGGUUGCGCUCAGGGUCUACGAGGCGUCGGUUGCAUCGUUUAUGUCACAGAAAUCGAUCCCAUAUGUGCACUGCAAGCAAGCAUGGACGGCUAUCGUGUGGUGCGACUCAACGAAGUCAUCCGUAAUGUGGACAUUGUAAUCACCGCCACGGGAAACAAAAAUGUCGUCACACGAGAACACAUGGAUAAAAUGAAGAGUGGUUGCAUUGUGUGUAAUAUGGGCCAUUCAAAUACCGAAAUUGAUGUCAAUAGUUUACGAACCACAGAUCUCACCUGGGAGAAAAUCCGCUCCCAAGUAGAUCAUGUUAUCUGGCCUGACGGUAAACGUGUGAUUUUACUCGCUGAAGGUCGUUUGGUCAAUCUUAGCUGCUCUAGCUUAUCAUCUUUCGUUGUCUCGAUAACAUCCGCGACGCAGGCAUUAGCGCUUAUCGAGUUGUUCAACGCGCCUCCAAACAGGUAUAAAUCCGACGUGUAUUUAUUACCGAAAAAGAUGGAUGAGUAUGUAGCGACGUUACACUUGCCUACUUUCGACGCGCAUCUAACUGAAUUAUCUGAUGAUCAAGCGAAAUACAUGGGACUCAACAAGGCAGGACCUUUUAAACCCAAUUAUUACCGAUAUUAGCAUAGGCUUGUAGAUAGGUCUGCGAUGCUGGUGGCGGGCUGCGAGUCUUCAUUUGUUUUAUCUACAGACGUGAGACGGCGUGAAUCUCGCACGAACUGGUAAUCAAAAUGUACACUGCUCGAAGUGACGAACGCCCAGCUGAAUGGCCGCUCACCUAUUGUUGUUACUUAAUGGCUAUAAGAAUAACUUAAUGUGUAAAUUAAGCGAGAGGAACAAACAAACACCGACACGACACAUAAACAACAUGCAAACAGGGUGAAGAGCGACGUUGUUACAAUGUAAAUAGUUAACCAUUAGUUUUGUACCUUGAAGAGUGUCCGCGGUGUAAAGAUGCAAAUCAUACUACGAGUUGAUUUGAAUUUGAGAGGCUAGCGAUUAUCUCCGUAGACGAAUCCAAUCUAGACGCUUUGUAUAAUUGACGAAAACGACGAAACGAAUUCGUGUUGCAUCUGCUUAUCAAGACUGCCAAUGUGCGAACGUUUGUCUGUUUGUUAUUUGUAUGUGAUUGUGUACAAAACCACAAGCAAAAUUAGAUUCAAUUGGUGCGAAUGUUGGAACCGAACAGAGAUUAAGAACAAAACACCGCGAAACAAAAUAAUCGUUAUAAUAAUUGUUACGUUUGUAAGUCCAUACUAAUGUUAGAUACUAUUUAAUUAUAGAGAUGUGGUUGACUUGUAAAUCGCUACACUGCGCUAACCACUAAUGAGAAACAAGAAAACGUAGGGUUCCUUAGAAACGCCAAGCUGCGCAUGCAGUGUUUAUUGCGACGUUCGGUUGAGUUUUCAAUCUCAGUCCCGAUUCUAGUUUAAUUUUAAGUACAUAAUCUAGAUCUGCAACCUGCAAAGCUUUAGUUCAAUGUCUACAAUGUGAUGUCACACUUGAUUUGUUGUAUUCGGUCGUUGUACUUUAUAUUCUCGAAUUCGGUUUAGUUCAAUUAUUACUACGACAAAUCUACUGUUGAGAUUAGAUGAGUAAGGUGGAAAGAAUUUAUAUUUUUGUUCUGAAUUUAGUUUUGGUGUUCCAAGUCAGGCCUAAAUGUUCCUGCAGUUUUCGAGCCGAUCGACGCUGCACACGUGAUGGCGUGAUGUUUACAUUUGAAAUGCGUUGACGCAUUUUUAUUACUUUGAUCCUUUCAGUAUUUUAUUGCAAAGUAUUCACUGUUAUUAUUCGUUUGUGACAAAAAUGUUAAUCUAUAUAAUAAAAAUCAAUUGCCACAAA